This is a messenger RNA of Gopherus flavomarginatus (Mexican gopher tortoise), 1844 nucleotides long. It is a transcript of the gene TTC9B, whose product is annotated as tetratricopeptide repeat domain 9B. The transcript has 3 exons. Bases 139 to 720 code for a protein of 193 amino acids. Gene Ontology annotation, molecular function: protein binding. The record is from RefSeq and is a predicted model, not a curated record. NCBI's taxonomy places the organism in Eukaryota, Metazoa, Chordata, Testudines, Testudinidae.
CCAGGCAGAGCGUCCUCCUCGCUGCUCCCCCACCCCCGCCUGAGUGGCGGCCGCCCAGGGCUCCCCCCAGCGCCCCGACCGUUCUAUGCGCAGCUCAGCCCAAGGCCCCCGCAUGGCUCCCUGCCCCUGAGCAGGGCCAUGGAGGAGCAGGAGCGGGGCCAGUGCUGCCCGGGGGCUGGCGGGGGGCACCGGGCCCGCGCCCCCGAGAGCGAGAUCCAGAAGGCCGUGCAGUUCAAGGUGGACGGAAACCGCUGCUACAAGGAGAAGAAGUUCCGGGAGGCCAUCGGGAAAUACCACCGGGCCCUGCUGCAGCUCAAGGGGGUGCAGGGCCGGGCCGGGGCGGCCAGCCUGGAGCAGAACCUGCUGGACCCGCCGCGCUGCCCACUCACCGAGGAGCAACUGCAGCUGGUGGAGAGCACCGAGGUGGAGUGUUACGACAGCUUGACGGCCUGCCUGCUGCAGUCCGAGCUGGUGAACUACGAGCGGGUGCGCGAAUAUUGCCUGAAAGUGCUGGAGAAACAGCGCAGCCACUUCAAAGCCACGUACCGGGCGGGCGUCGCCUGCUACCACCUGGGGGACUUCGCCCGCGCGCUGCGCUACCUGCAGGAGGCCAAGAGCCGCGAGCCCGCGGACACCAACGUGCUGCGCUACAUCCAGCUGACGGAGCUGAAGAUGCUGCGGGGGGGCCAGCGGGCCGGCUACCGGGAGCUGAUCGCGUAGGGCCGGGGCUCCCCCCGCAGGCCGGACACCGGCCCCCAGCCCCCCCCACGCCGGGCCCAGCCCCCCGGGCAGACGCUCAAUGUCCCGCUUUUUGCUUUCAGCCCCUUUCCUUCCCCUCCGCGGAGGUGGCUGGGGGGGGCCCUGGGGGAGUGAGUCCUACACACACAACGCCCUGGACCCCACAGACCUGCCCACUUCCAGCCCCCACAAUGGGGGGCAGGGGGGCUUCCUGCCCCCGCUGCUGGAGUGACCCGCCCCGGGCCCGUGGCAGCAGCCUGUGGGCUGUUCCAGUCAGCGCCGGGGGGGGGGGGGCAGGGUCUCUCACCCCCGCCCCCCAAGUCCCUGUAAAUUGACCUCAUAGCAUCAGGCAAAUUGUCCCCUGUGGUUUGGGGGGGCAUGUCUGUGGGAUGGGGGGACACCCCCCCUAGAACACACAAGCAGCCUGCCUAGGGCUGGUGGCAGUACCUGGUCUGCGGGGACCCCCCCCCCAGCCCCACAGUGGAGUUUGGUGUGGUGGGACCUACCUUCCCCCAGGGUUAUCAUGGUAUCAGGAGGAGUGGGGGGAUGGGGGCAUCUGGAGGGCCAGGGCCCCCACAGGGCCCCAACUCCCCCUGCUCCUAUAAACCCCAAGGGGCCUGGGGCUUGGCAUCCCCCCAGACCUCCAGGUACCCAUGGGGGUGGGCUGGCAUGGAGCCCCUCUGUCACCCCCACAUGCCCCCCAAGGCGGGGGCAGAACCCACAGAGUGGCUGUGUGCACCCCACUGCCAGCUGCUGCCCCCCUCCAUGGGGCUGAGGGCAACCCCCCCAUUUCACAGCAUGCCAUGGGGGCACUGGGCUCACUGCCCUCCUGUACCCUCCGCCCCACUGCCUGCCAGGGAACCAGCUCCAUGCCAGGGCUGCAGCCUGCCCCCAGCACGGGCUGCGUGGGACCCCAGGGCCCAGCCUGGAGGGGGGGGGGCUACACCCCCACCCCCAGCAGACCCACCACCAGCUGGACCCUGUGGGAGGGGGGCAGCGGGGGGCACUGAGGUGGGGCCUGCGGCUCGGGGGAGCGUGGGCUCUGGCACCAUGGGGGCUGCUGUGAUUUCUUGUUGAAGGUUUAUUUACCCGCCCCCUGCCCCCCA